AUGGAAAUUGUAGUAUUUUUUAUCGUUUUAAUAUAUCUUCCUCUGCUAACUUACACUUCGAUACAUUCAGCUAUUAAUUAUUUUGAUAAACAACUUAAUACUAUUUUUGAACAACAUUCUCGUUAUCGGAUAAUUGAUAAAAGUUUACAAGAUAUUUUUAAUAAUAAUGUUGAAAAUGAAAAGAUUGAUUUUUUAAAUGAUAGUGAAGAUGUAUAUAAAAGAGUUCAACAAUUUUUUAUUGAUAAAAUCAAUGCUGUUCAGGCAUUAACAGAAACAGCUGAAAAAGUUUCAAAAGAAUCAUUAAAAUUAAUGGAAAAUAUUGAGUUUAUGGAUUUUUAUCCAAGACUUCAAGAUGGUGUUGGUCAAUAUAAAAUUAAUGAAGAAAUAUGUAAUAAUCAUUUGGUAUUUUUUAAUAAAUCUGAUGUAACUGGUGACUAUUGGACAGAUAAACGUGGUUCAUCAUACUUUAAACAUAAGAAAAUGUCAGGAAUUCAUUUAGCAGUUGAAGCAUAUAAAUGUCAACCAGAAGUAAUAAAAGAUGUUAAUUGGACAUCACAUAUAGAUUUAUUAAAUACAUUUAAAAAAAAUGAUAUGAAUGAUAAAUAUAUAUCAAGACAAUAUAUUGGAACAUAUAGUGGUGUUACAAGAAUUUAUCCUGCAGUACCAUGGAUAAUUGAACCUAAAGAAUAUACAUUUGAUCUUUUUGAUCCAAGAUAUAGACCUUGGUUUGUUAUGGCAGAAUCAGCACCAAAAGAUAUAUUAUUUUUGUUAGAUUUUAGUGGAUCAGCUAAAGGACAAACUCAACAUUUAACAAAAAUGACUGUUCUUAAUAUAUUAGCUACAUUAAGUCCUAAUGAUUAUAUUAAUGCUGUAUGGUUUAAUAGUCGAAGAGAAUUAGUUAUGAAAAAUUGUUAUGAUGGUUUUGUUCCAGCAACAUCACGUAAUAAACGUUUAUUAAGAUCACUUCUUGAUAAUUUAGAAGAUAGAGAUCAAGCAUUUAUUGGACCAGCAUUAGAAUAUAGUUAUGAACAAUUUAAAAUUCUUAAACAUUUAAAUGAUACAUAUACAUCAAAUGGUCAUAAAAUAAUAAUGCUUUUUACUGAUGGUAUUGAAGAAUGGCCAACAUCAAUUAUUGAAAAUUAUACACAAAUUAAUAGUGAUAAUAUAAGAAUUUUUGGUUUUUCUAUGGGUUAUGGUAUUGGUGAACAACAAUCAUUAGAUUGGAUUGCCUGUAAAACAGAUGCUGAAUAUGCAAUUAUUAAUUCUAUUGCUGCUGUUAGACUUCAAUCAAGGUUUUAUUUAUCAAAAUUAAGUGAAGUAUUAUCAUAUGUCUAUCGAUCAACAAAUUCUAUCAUGACAAGACCAAUAAUUUUUACUCCACCAUAUAUGGAUGCACAAAAACAUGGUGCUGUAACAACGCUAUCAAUACCAAUUUUAAAUUAUACAAAUGGUGAUGAUAGUAAAGGUUUUAUUGGUAUAGCUGCAGUUGAUUACAAAUUAAGUACAUUAAAAAAUAUAAUAAAUUUAAAAAAUAGUAAUUUUUACACAUUUCUUAUUGAUAAUAAUGGAAUUGUUUAUUAUCAUCCUAAAAUGAAAUUACCAAAAAAUGAUAUAUAUAUGAUAAGGAGAACAGCAUGUUACAAUAUUAAAAAUCCAUAUAGACAUACAAAAAAAGUUCAAUAUGGUUUUACAAAUGAAGAAGUUUUAAAAUUAAUGAGUUUAUCAGAUUCAAUAUCAACAAUGGAUAUUUUAGAAUUAGAAUUUCAAACACCUGUUUUUGAAGAAUUUAGAAAAAUGAUGAUUGAUAAAAGAUGUGGUGAGAUAAUAGAAGAUGUUGAUCGUGAAUAUAGAUGUUUGGUACUUGAAAAUACACCACUAGUAUUAGGUUUUGUUCAUCAACUUCAAGAACCAUUUUUUAAAUUAAAAAAUAAUGACUAUAAAUUGAAUAUUCAUCCAAGUUUUAAUGAUAUAACAUUUUAUCAUACGGAUAUUAAAAGAUUUUGUAAUAUUAGUUUAGAUCAUUUAGAUGAAGUAGAAAGAUUACAUGAAAUAACCUCAAGAACUAAUGAAAGAUGUAAAAAAGAAGAAAAAAUAUUUUUUAAUUAUUUAAAUGGUCUUUCAAAUUGGGUAGAUUCAUGGUAUGGUAAAAGAAACUUAAAAAUUAAAGAUGAUAGUGUGUGUGAUAAUAAUACAUAUAUUCCAAGAGAUUUUUCAUUACAACAUUAUAAAUUUUCAUUUGUUCAAACACGUAAACAUAUAACAGCAGUUUUUCCCAAAUGUUCACAACAAAAUUUUUUUGAUUAUAUGGAUGAUUUAAAAUUUGAUUUUCAUAGGCAUAAAAUUUAUCCAAAAUUACAAUUUGUUGUUCAUGGUGAUAAUAUUGCAACAAUUAGAAAUAUUUUAACAAAUGAUGAUGGUAUAAAAUUAGCUAAUGUAGGUGUUGAUUGGUCAAAUCAUUUUAUUGAUGAAUAUUUUAAAAAAUUAACAUAUAAAAAUGCAAAUUGGAAUAUUUGUUAUAAGAAAAAUUAUGAAUGUUUUAUUGUAACAAAAGAUAGUUAUAUAAUAGCAUCAUCAAAAAUAAAUUAUUUUAAACAUUUAUUUGAUGAUUAUAAUUUAUAUAACGAAAUGAAUAGAACGGGUUUAAUUUCACAGGUAGAAUAUACAAAUUAUCAAUUAGAAUGUCCAUCAACAAAAUUCUUUAAUAAAAUACCAACAACAUCAAGUAGUAGAGGAAAAAAAGAUUUUUUUCAAAGUUUAUAUUAUUUUUUAAAAAACUUUAUUAAAUAUUUUUAUUGGUGGAAUAUAUUGCCAACAUCUUUUGUUGAAAGUCAACCAAAAAUUACUGAUAACAAUAAUUGUACAUAUAACAAAAGAAAUACUAAUGAAUAUUGCGCAAAAAAACAAACAUUUUUUAAAUUAAAUAUUCAUUUAGAAAAAGAAAUUCAAUUUAUUUUACAAAAUAAUUGUACAGUUACAUUAAAAAUGUAUCCUUUUAAUGAGAGUGAUUUAUAUCUUUUUAUAAAAAAUAGCUCAUGUCAAAAUCAGGAAAUACAUCAAGAUACCUCAAUUGUUAAAGAAUAUGAUGCUAAUAUGUUAAGUGACUGUUUAUUACUAAAACCAAAAUAUCGGAAAAUAAGAGAAGAUUUGGAUUAUACCAGAUAUCAUUAUAAGGAAGAACCAAGAGAAUGUCCAUCAAAUAGUUGUCAUAUAUUAAUGAGCUUUAGAUUACUAUUAACAAUAAUGUUAAUUAAAAUAUUUUUUCACAAAUUUUUUUGA
This is a messenger RNA of Strongyloides ratti, 3276 nucleotides long. Its product is annotated as von Willebrand factor, type A domain and Cache domain and VWA N-terminal domain-containing protein. Bases 1 to 3276 code for a protein of 1091 amino acids. The transcript has 5 exons. The record is from RefSeq and is a predicted model, not a curated record. Gene Ontology annotation, molecular function: voltage-gated calcium channel activity. Lineage: Eukaryota; Metazoa; Nematoda; Chromadorea; Rhabditida; Strongyloididae. Gene Ontology annotation, cellular component: voltage-gated calcium channel complex.